GACGCUCUCUUCCGGUCUUGGUGGCCCCCUGAAAGGCCUUUGGGGUGUGCACGAUGAGGCUGCUGGCAUUCGUGGUGUUGGCUUUAUUUGCUGUCACUGAAGCAGAGGAAGGAGCCAGGCUUUUGGCCUCCAAAUCAUUACUGAACAGAUAUGCCGUGGAGGGGCGAGACCUGACUUUACAGUACAACAUCUACAAUGUUGGCUCAAGGGUGCGUUUAGUUCACAAGUUGAAAGGUUGCUCCAACUGUAGCUUCAUCUUUUUCCUCCUUAACUCUUGGGCCAGUGCUAGCAAUGUCUCCCACACCGUGGUCCUGCGUCCUCUCAAGGCUGGUUAUUUCAACUUCACCUCAGCAACUAUUACUUACCUGGCCCAGGAGGAUGGGCCCGUUGUGAUUGGCUUCACCAGUGCACCUGGACAGGGCGGAAUCCUGGCUCAGCGGGAGUUUGAUAGGAGAUUCUCCCCCCAUUUCCUGGACUGGGCAGCCUUCGGGGUCAUGACCCUCCCUUCCAUUGGCAUCCCCCUGCUGUUGUGGUACUCCAGCAAGAGGAAAUACGACACCCCCAAAACCAAGAAGAACUGAGUGGGGCCUCUACAGCCCUCCCUUCCCAAGAAAUCCAGGUGCUUUCCAGACUCCAAAGGGUAUCUCAGAUGCAGUCUCUUCUCCGUUAGCUUUUGGCCGCCUUCUGGAUCUUGUCCUGCUCUCAGCCAGAGUGAAGGACGAGGUGUAGGAGUCUAUGAGAGCCUCCUUGAUUCCAUCGCGAAGCCAUACAAACAGGAUUGCAUUCGGUAACAGCCUUGAGCCUAGGGGCCCUGUGGUGCACCUCUGAGAUGCCAUGGGGUAUGUUGCUGGCGAUGGGAAUGCUCUCCAGGGUCCAGGAGGGAGCACUUUGGAGACUGCCUGACACCACCCCCAUCCCCCCUGCCCUCCCCUCUCAGAAGAGGUGGAAGACAAGAUGAAAGCUGUGGGACUUUUAAAGGCUACCUGGUCUCUGUGCUGGCUUAGGGAAGCUCUUACCAAAUGGGGUUUUCUAAUAAAAACAAAUGCCACGUUGA
Molecule: messenger RNA, 1054 nt
Organism: Vicugna pacos (alpaca)
Lineage: Eukaryota; Metazoa; Chordata; Mammalia; Artiodactyla; Camelidae
Source: RefSeq, a predicted model, not a curated record